AUGGAAGGCUCAGUAUCUCGCAUUAAUAUAAGCUCCAUUAUAAGCAAAUUUCAAGGUACAGAGGAUAAUAGAUCUGAUGGUUGGGAAACUGAAUCGCCAUGUACAUCCUCUAGAGUUGAUGAAUGUUUUGCGGAUAGACCAGAUGCACAGGAUAAUAGACCCUAUGGUGGAGAAACUGAAACCCCCAUAUUCAGUGCUGGAGCAUCUGAGAAAGUGCAAAUGGAUUGUGAUGAUGUGCCAAAGUCCAAGACGGAGUUUAAUUCCUUAGAAGAUUUAAUGAGUUAUUAUAAGAAAUUUGGUAAGAAAUCUGGGUUUGGGGUGAUGACAAAAAGGAGUGAGAGGGGAGAGGAUGGGACUAUUAGAUAUGUCACACUUGCCUAUACCUGUGGUGGGAAGGCCCAGAAUAGGAUUUUGAAUGUUGUCAACCCUCAUCCGAUAGGAAAGACGGAAUGUAAGGCAAAAAUUAAUGUCUUAAAAACUGCUGAUGGAAAGUUUCGACUGAAUACAGUUCACAAUAUCCAUAACCAAAACCCCAGCCCAAAGAAACGCUUCUUUCGAUGUAAUAGAGAAGUAAGUGAAUCCAUAAAAAGAGUCCUUAAUACAAAUGAUAUGGCUGACAUCCGAAUGAAUAAGAGUUUCGGAUCUCUUGUUGUUGGUGCGGGUGGAUUCGAGAACCUCCCAUUUUUUAAAAAGGAUUCCUGUAACUACAUCGACAACGCACGACAUCUACAACUGGGCGCAGGUAAUGCUGGGGCACUUCGAGACUACUUUUUACAGAUGCAGUACAAAAAUCUGGGGUUCUUUGCAUUAAUGGACCUGGAUGAUGACGGGAGGUUAAAGAAUGUAUUCUGGGCAGACCCCGUGUGUAUGGAUGGUAUAGUGCUGAAGGUUAUUAUCAUUGAUCAAAACAGAGCAAUGAAAAAUGCAAUUUCAAUUGUUUUCCCCGAAAGUCGACAUCGAUUUUGCCUUUGGCAUAUACUUAAGAAAAUCCCCGAAAAGCUUGGCAGCUAUGGUUCCUACAAAACUAAAAUGAAAACUGCACUAAUGAAAUGUGUGUAUGACACCCAAACUCGGGAAGAGUUCGAGAAAUGUUGGGAUCAGUUCAUCACCACAUAUAACUUGCAUGAGAAUGUGUGGUUGCAAAGUUUAUACAUUGAGCGUGAGUACUGGGUAUUGGCAUUCUUGAGAGAGGUUUUUUAG
Molecule: messenger RNA, 1200 nt
Organism: Carya illinoinensis
Lineage: Eukaryota; Viridiplantae; Streptophyta; Magnoliopsida; Fagales; Juglandaceae
Product: protein FAR1-RELATED SEQUENCE 1-like
Exons: 2
Coding region: 1-1200 (399 amino acids)
Source: RefSeq, a predicted model, not a curated record